AUGCCACUUUUUGAACCCAAAAUAGAUACGAAAAAAGCAACAUUUGCUUUAUCAUGAUUUUGGUUUCCCGAAGCACAAUUUGGUUGUGCUCCGGGAGUAAUUCGUACCAGAGUCGGUUAUGCAGGAGGAAAGCAUAAGAAUCCUACUUAUCGUAAUUUAGGUGAUCAUACAGAAACAAUUGAUCUUGACUAUGAUUACACCAAAAUGUCUUACCAAGAAUUACUUGAUAUGUUCUGGAAACUUCACGAUCCUACUACAUGUCACAAACGUCAGUACAUGUCAGCCGUUUUCUAUCAUGAUGAAGAACAGAAGAAAUUAGCAGAAGAAUCAAAAGCAAAAAAACAAAAAGUUACAUCUAGAGAAAUUGUUACAAAAAUUCUACCAAUGGAAAAAUUUUAUGAAGCUGAAGACUAUCAUCAGAAAUACAUUUUGAGAAAUUACGGCGAUAUAUUUGAUACUAUUGGAUUAGAUGGUAAAGCACUUAUCAAUUCUCAUGCAGCAGCAAGAAUUAAUGGCUAUUUAGGAGGUUAUGGAAAGAAGAGUGAUUUUGAAAAAGAAUGGAAAACAUUGGGUCUUUCGAAAGAGGUAGCAGAAAUGAUCCUCGACGAGAUGAAAUGCAACAGACGACUGCAUUGUUAAUCUGUUCCUCUUCAUUAUUUUUCUAUGAUAAUGGUUAAGAAUAAAUUUAAUUAUCACAUAUUUGAAAAAUAUUUAACAAUUUGAUUUGCAAAUUGAGAAUUGUUUAAAAGAGUAUCCAAAAGUGCCAUAAAAAUUAAAUAUUGUCCAAUUUUUCUACAUGCACCCUCAAUAGCAAAUGGUCAAAAUUCAAAAGGAUGAGGAUGACUCCAUUUUCAAAAAUAUUACAAAAGAAAAUCUAUAGUAGUACUGUUUUUAAGAAAAGUUUUUUGCUGUUUGAAUGAUUUAUUUGAUAACAUUUUAUCUAUUUUCUGCUACAAAUUAUAGGGAAAUUUGUAUCUGUAAUUCAUAUGAUUUUUUAGAAUUUUCAUAAAAUGAUGCAAAUAUUUUUACAGAUUAUUUACCCUAUUAAAACUUUAAUGCAAUUUAAGUACAUUUUUGCAACAUCUUUUAAAAAAUUACAAUGUUUCAGUGCAGUUAUAAAUUGCAUAUUUAUCAAUUAAAUAUGGUUAUGCAACUUCAUGCUAUAUAUUUAUAUAUAAGAAUAUUUUUAUUAUGGUUUAAUAUGGAAAGUGUAUAAAAGUUUCUAGAGUAUCUAUAUUACUUAAUACAAAUUUUCAAUUGAAGUCAUGGACUUAAUAAAUUAAUUAUGUUUGCAAUAAUGUUUAAAAUGUGAUAAAUUCAUCAUGCUAAGAAUUUUUAAGUACCUGAUUUGAUACUUCUGUUGAGAAUUACUUUUCUUCCAUUUGUUGGCAAUAACAUUAUUUAAUUAUCUUCAAGAAUAUAUAUUUUUUUAAUAUCUAAGCUAUUAAAUAGCUCAAAUUGUUGAUAACUUUAAACAGUAAUAUUAGUAAUUGCUUUAUUCACAACCAAGAAUAAAGAGUUAGAAUUAGAAGUUAACCAAUUUUCAUUCACUUUUAGUACAUGAAUGUGUAUUUAUUAACUUCUAACAUCUCUCGAUCCUUGGUUGCAAAUAUAAUCAUUUAUUAAAAGAAUAAUAUAUUAAUUUAUUGUGUGAACGGAACUGAAUAUCUGUACUUUAAUUUAAUUAUAUACUCUAAUAUUUCUUUCAUUUUUUUUAUAUCGU
Messenger RNA from Centruroides sculpturatus (bark scorpion), 1723 nucleotides. It is a transcript of the gene MsrA, whose product is annotated as peptide methionine sulfoxide reductase-like. The record is from RefSeq and is a predicted model, not a curated record. The transcript has 4 exons. NCBI's taxonomy places the organism in Eukaryota, Metazoa, Arthropoda, Arachnida, Scorpiones, Buthidae. Gene Ontology annotation, molecular function: peptide-methionine (S)-S-oxide reductase activity.